Messenger RNA from Aureobasidium namibiae CBS 147.97, 882 nucleotides. RefSeq lists its product as uncharacterized. The record is from RefSeq and is a predicted model, not a curated record. The coding region runs from base 1 to 882 and encodes 293 amino acids. The transcript has 6 exons. NCBI's taxonomy places the organism in Eukaryota, Fungi, Ascomycota, Dothideomycetes, Dothideales, Saccotheciaceae.
AUGAUCGAAGGUGAAGAUCUACUGCUCUGUUCAACGUGCGGCACGCAGUUCGACACACCAGCUUCCAACCCACCGUCGGGCUACUGUAGAAUCUGUGAUGACCCACGUCAGUACAUUCCUGUAACUGGACAAUCUUGGACGAGUUUGAAAGCCGAAGCUGGAAAGCAUGAGACCAAGUGGAAGCAAGAUGAGCAUGACCCUCGUAUCUGGUCCAUCUGGGCGGAACCAAAGCUCGGCAUCGGCCAACGAGCACUCCUCCUCCAAACACCUCACGGCAACAUUCUCUGGGACUGCAUAGCCUACCUCGACCAACCCCUCAUCGACUUCAUCAACUCCCUAGGCGGCCUAGAAGCAAUGGUAAUCUCCCACCCCCACUUCUACACAACCCACAUUUCCUGGUCCGCCACUUUUUCCUGCCCCGUCUACGUCCACUCUCUCGAUCAACAAUGGCUAUCCCGUACUCCUCUGCCCUCAACCAAGAGAGUGCUGCUCAAAAAGCAGUAUGAGGAGAUUGUGCCAGGUGUCACUGCUAUAAAGGUAGGAGGACAUUUUGAGGGUAGUAUGGUGUUGCAUUGGGAUGGCCAUUUGUUCAUUGCUGAUACGUUUGUUAAUGUACCUUCUGGUUUCUACCGUAAAGACAGACCGAAGGGGACUACUUCGUUUUCUUUCAUGUGGAGUAUCCCGAAUAUGAUACCUCUUUCUCCAGACACAAUUCACGACAUGUGGAAGGCAGUCAAACCAUACGACUUUACAGUCACGCAUGGAUUGUUCCAGGGUUGGACUAUCAUCGAUGAGAAUGUCAAGCAAAGCGUGCUCGAGAGCAUGAAGAUUCAGGUCAGAAACCAAGGGUUCGCUGAGCAUGCUUUAUUGCAUGAGGAGUGA